Molecule: messenger RNA, 1118 nt
Organism: Cornus florida
Lineage: Eukaryota; Viridiplantae; Streptophyta; Magnoliopsida; Cornales; Cornaceae
Product: WEB family protein At2g17940-like
Exons: 2
Coding region: 175-825 (216 amino acids)
Source: RefSeq, a predicted model, not a curated record
UAGCUCUCGAUCGAUCUCUCUCCCCCCCAUAAUAUAUAAAGGAGAGGAGAUCAUUGUCACUUCAUUCAUCAAUCUCUCUCUCUCUCUAGCUCUCUCUCUAUAUAUAGUGCUUGUGCAUGUAUGCAUGAUCAGUUUGAGACUAUAUAUAAUUAAGUAAGUUGUUUAAUACCAAACAUGGAAAGAGAAGAAGGGGUUUUUGUGAGAGGGCGAGCAGAGAUUGACACCCGGGCACCAUUCCGGUCCGUUAAAGAAGCAGUCAUGUUAUUUGGGGAGAGAGUUUUAGCCGGUGAAAUCUAUGCCAACAAGUUCAAAGAGAUGCAAAUAAAAUCAAGUGAAAAUAGACAACUGCAGUCAUCAAGAAUUGGAGCAGUAACAAGUGAGCUUGAAGAAACAAAGCAAAGUCUUCAAAAGGCUAAAGAAGAGAGUAAUAUGAUGGCUUACUGCCUUAAAUCUCUCAAGGAUGAGCUUGAACAAACCAAGAGAGAGCUACAACAUUUGAAGUACUCAAGAGAUCAACAGUCCCAAUCCCAGAAACACUCACUUGAUCCCGAGAUCGAAGAGAUCAAGUUCGUGGAAACACAGAGAGAAGAAGAUCAAGGCGAGUUGGAUAAUAAUAAUCAGUUUCAAAAGAAGAGAUCAGUGAAGUUUGCAAGUCCUCCUGCACUAGCUCAAGUCAUUGUUAGCAAAGAUGUUGGUGAAGUGGUAGAGAGUACUACUACACAUCCUCCUAAAACAAAGAUGAAGAAGAGGUCCAAGCUUAUCAUCCCUUUAAUUGGAGGGAUGUUUUCGAGAAAGAAGGGAAGUACAACUAGUCAAGAAGGUUAGUCUCCAAUAGGUCGAGGUCGUCAUGAUCAUGGAUUCAAUUAGAUUAAUGCAUGCAUGAUCAUGAUAGAGAAGAAAAUGCGUCAAGAAAAGCAUUUUUUAUGCAUUAGUAUUUGGUUUUCUAAUAACUAAAAAUUAGUCACGAUUGAAGUUUUUUUUUUUUUUUUUUUUUUUUUUUUUGGCGACAUUCAUUUAUUAAGGUCAUGGUUUUGUACUGGAUGAGAAAAAGGCUGUAUUUUUGUUUUUCUUCAAUGAGAAAGUCAUUCAAUAAAGUAGACUAUAUAUGAAUCUAAAAG